Messenger RNA from Pollicipes pollicipes, 2536 nucleotides. RefSeq names its product vacuolar protein sorting 45 (gene Vps45). Bases 65 to 1762 code for a protein of 565 amino acids. Gene Ontology annotation, biological process: vesicle-mediated transport. NCBI's taxonomy places the organism in Eukaryota, Metazoa, Arthropoda, Thecostraca, Pollicipedomorpha, Pollicipedidae. The transcript has 12 exons. The record is from RefSeq and is a predicted model, not a curated record.
CAGGCCAAGGCUAGGUCAGCCUGUAGUCUCAGCUCAUAUAUCAACGUACUCAAGCUAGUUCAACAUGGACGUGAUUGUAGCUGUUAGGAAAUAUAUCUUAAAAAUGGUUGAAGACAGCGGCCCCGGCAUGAAAGUGUUAAUGAUAGAUAAGGAAACCAUCGGGAUUGUCAGCAUCGUGUUCGCCCAGUCAGAGAUGCUACAGCGAGAGGUGUACCUGUUUGAGAGGCUGGACGGCGACCUCCCGACGGACAUCAUGCGUCAUCUGAAGUGUAUCGUGUUUGCGCGCCCCACCAAGGACAACGUGGCCAAGCUGGCCAGGGAGCUGCGGCGUCCCCGUUACGGAUAUUACUACGUCUACUUCAGCAACGUGAUCGCUAAGGCGGACGUGAAGCAGCUGGCCGAGGCGGACGAGCACGAGCUGGUGCGUGACGUGCAGGAGCUGUACGCCGACUACCUGGCCGUCGCGCCUCACCUCUUCCACCUGAGCAUGCCGUGCUGCAGCCAGGGUUUGGCGUGGACCCAGCCGGGCCUGGUGCGCGCCACGCAGGGUGUGGCCGCCGUCCUGCUCUCGCUGAAGAAAUGCCCUGUUAUCCGCUACCAGAGCUCGUCAGAGAUGGCCCGCAAGCUGGCCGACAGCGUGCGGCUGACAUUCACCAAGGAGGCGACGCUGUUCGACUUCCGUCGCGUGGACCCGCCGCCGCUGCUGCUCAUCCUUGACCGGCGAGACGACAGCGUCACGCCGCUCCUCAACCAGUGGACGUACCAGGCGAUGAUGCACGAGCUGCUCACCAUCUCCAACAACCGCGUCAACCUAUCAGAAGUGCCGAAUGUGCCGCCGGAGCUGAAGGAAGUGGUGAUGUCGGCCGAGCAGGACACCUUCUACGCCGAGAACCUGUACUCCAACUUUGGCGAGAUCGGCCAGACUAUCAAGGGCCUGAUGGACGACUACCAGAAGCGGCUGCAGAGCCAGAAGAAGGUGGAGAGCAUCAAUGACAUGAAGCAGUUCGUCGAGAUGUACCCCCAGUUCAAGAAAAUGUCGGGCACUGUGGCCAAGCACGUGACGGUGGUGGGCGAGCUCUCCCGGCUGGUGGGCCACCACCUGCUGCUAGAGCUGUCCGAGACGGAGCAGGAACUGGCUUGUCACGACGAGCACCAGCAGUCCCUGCAGCGGAUCUACCGGCUGCUGAACGCGGAGAAGACGCGCGAGCUGGACCGUGUGCGCCUGGUGAUGCUGUACGCCCUGCGGUACGAGACGCACGCCAACAACGACAUCCACCGGCUGGUGGACACGCUGCGGCGGGGCGGCGUCAGCGAUAAGUACUGCAAUCUGGUGAAGGCAGUGCUGGAAUACGGCGGCGCGCGAGCCCGCAGCAGUGACCUGUUCGGCGACGCAGACCCGGUGGCUGUCACAAAACGCUUCUUCAAGGGUGUCAAGGGUGUGGACAACAUCUACACUCAGCACAAGCCGCUACUUACACGGCUGCUGGACGACCUGCUGAAGGGCCGGCUGAAGGAGACGGCCUACCCGUACCAGAACAGCGGCUACGGCCAACCCGUCAGGCCUGCCGAGAUAAUCGUGUUCGUCAUCGGGGGCGUCACGUUCGAAGAGUCGCUGGCCGUGCAUCAGCUGAACUGCAGCGUGCCAGCCGUGCGCGUGCUGCUGGGUGGCACGUGCGUGCACAACACAACCUCCUUCCUGGACGAGGUGCAGGCCGCCACGCAGGCGGCGCACGCGCUCCAGGCGCGCUCUACGCGCAGCUGAGACAUCUAGCGGCCGACGUCUGAAACGCAGCUGCAGAGUGUGGCCGUUGGGCGGGCUCCGCUCGUAUUGUUUCUGUUCUGCUGCGGAUGAAUUCGGUGGGAUGUGAAAGGCAUUGGUGGAUGCAUUUUGCUUAACCUCUAUGCUGUUAUUCAUUCCAAUAUCGCUGCUAUGGAACGCAUGACUGUGCCGCAUGGGCGGGGGCGCCCCGUCUCGAGUCACUAGGUUGCGUAAGUAGUAUAUCGCCUUUCGCUGGCAGCGUCUUGUGCUUUCUGGUACCACAAGUCGGUAAGCGUACUGGACGAGUUGUCACUUCCGUCGGCUUCCUUGGCCCCCUCGGAAUAAUUUUGCGGUAUGUCCGCUGGCUCGCCCCGUCUGAUGUGGAGUUCGUUUAGCUGCAAUGUGGAAACAAGAAGCCCUGCUUUCUUAUCAGUGUUCGUAGAGGAUGUGAUCGUUCCCUUUAUUAAUCUCGCAAUUGUUACCUGUCGUAAUGCGUUUAGUGAGACUGAGUCGCACCGCUGCCGCUGGACCAACUCACGUAUCACCGCCAUUGUCUCGUGCGCCGCCGGACACUUCGGUUCAGUAUUGUCGCAGUCACCCGGGCGAGCACCAACGCCUGAUUUCCGCGGAGACUUCGGAAAGAGUUGUUCUGAUUGAUUCGCUUCAAAACCAGCCUGUUAAAUUGCCCUACGCUCUUUGUUGGAUGAUUAAUGUGUCGCAUUGCUGGAAGUGUACAGUCACGCUGUUUUGUCAUGUGGAAUAUACGUGUGAUCGCGA